ACGAGAGCAUUUUCCUCAUGUCCAAUAUCUCCGCAGAUGUUCUUUAGCCGUUUCCACGUGGUAGUUCAAUUUGUGGGGUAAUUUACAGUGAUCACCCUUAAUCAAUCUACCUGGUUCGCGCCGGCAUCGCCCCGGCUCUCCGUAAUCCUGGAUGAUGGUCAGGUACUGUCAUUAGCCUUAGCAGUAUAUAGGAAUGUUCUCCCCUUCCAAGAAUUCAACGAAGCUUGUCUGCAACUUGCAACGAUUCCCAACAUCAUGGUUAAGUCAACGUCAAUCGUGCUUUCGCUGGCGGCUUCUGCCGUUGCGGCUCCAACAUGCACAUGGUCGUCAUGGAAGAAUGUCAAAAACAUGUUCAUCUUCGGCGACAGCUACACACAGACCGGCUUCGACGUGAACGGCACCCAGCCCAACGCCGCCAACCCCUUCGGCAACCCACCAUUCCCGGGCUAUACAUCCGCUAAUGGCCCAAACUGGAUUGACUUUCUUGCUACCACAUACAACGCCUCCUUCAUAAAGGCGUACAACCUUGCCUACGGCGGCGCGACCGUCGAUGCCGCCCUCGUGACCCCUUACGCGCCCACCGUACUAUCCUUGAAAGACCAAGUGCAACUCGAAUACCUCCCGCGUUACGGUGCCCAUCCCAAAGACGCACCCUGGACCAGCAAGGAUUCCCUGUUCGCCUUUUUCAUCGGCAUUAAUGACGUCGGCAACAGCUGGUGGCUCAACAACGCCACGCUUUACGAUGCAAUCUUCAGCGAAUACUCCGGAUUGCUGGAGCAGGUAUACAAGACAGGCGCACGCAACUUCCUCUUCCUCUCUGUGCCGCCUGUCAACCUUGCGCCCCUCACGCUGAGCAAGGACGACGGUGGAUAUUCGGUCGAGGCCGAGGGCAAGGUCAUUCUGGACUGGAACACGCGCCUGACGGCUCUGACCACGGCGUUUAAGAAGAACCACACUGAUUCCAAUCUUUUUGUGCACGAUACGCACAAGGUCUUCGACGACGUUAUUAAGAACCCCAAGGCUUACCCGCCGACGAGCGGCUACAAGAACGUCACUGGGUACUGCGACGCGUAUGCAAACGGUACGCCGACGUGGUAUACUAAGGACCCCAGCUGCGAGUAUGCGGUCAACGAGUACUUGUGGCUCAACUCGCUGCAUCCAACUUUCCCGAUGCACAACGCCACGGCUGCCAGCAUUGCAAAGUUCCUGGAUACGCAGAAAUGCUCGAAGUAAACGGAAGGCGAAAGGUUGAGUCUCAGGUACUCAACGGGCGAACGAUGGAGAACGACCAUGAGUCUCCGUUUGUAGCGUCACGUACCGUUGAUACAGCU
Molecule: messenger RNA, 1331 nt
Organism: Didymella exigua CBS 183.55
Lineage: Eukaryota; Fungi; Ascomycota; Dothideomycetes; Pleosporales; Didymellaceae
Product: carbohydrate esterase family 16 protein
Exons: 4
Coding region: 256-1233 (325 amino acids)
Molecular function (GO): hydrolase activity, acting on ester bonds
Source: RefSeq, a predicted model, not a curated record